Molecule: messenger RNA, 9736 nt
Organism: Homarus americanus (American lobster)
Lineage: Eukaryota; Metazoa; Arthropoda; Malacostraca; Decapoda; Nephropidae
Product: progestin and adipoQ receptor family member 4-like
Exons: 7
Coding region: 175-1446 (423 amino acids)
Cellular component (GO): membrane
Molecular function (GO): signaling receptor activity
Source: RefSeq, a predicted model, not a curated record
CCUCCGUCCGUACAGCGCCGCAGUAUCGCGCUCCUCGGCUAGUAGAACUUACGCUCCAUUCACUGCUCACUGGAAAGGUGCCGCAGUGACUAUACGGGUCCCAUUAUUUUGUAUUAAUGGGCAAACUGUGAUAUAUUUUUUCUUCUUAAGACGUAAACUUACCAAGAUAACAAAAUGUCAGAAAUUGGUGUAAGCAACCCCAGUGGUAGCGGGGUUGCCGAUGCCGGCGCCAAGGCCGACAGUAUGGUCAGACAAAGAACAGUACCUGAAAGUUGUGACCAGAAUUGCUCACAAAUACACAAUGGAGUUAUUGUAUCUGGCGAAAAUUCAACGCUGGAGAAUGCCUCGAGCCAGUGUUCCUUACACGUGUGGUCGAAGAAAGCUCUCCUCAACAGAAAAGACAUCCCCAAACACCUGCAGUUCAACCCAUACAUUGAGACUGGAUACCGGCCGCUGCUGUCUGUGUGGGGCUGCGUCAUGAGCCUCUUCUACUUCCACAAUGAGACCAUCAACAUCAUCACUCAUGGUGUGCCGAUGCUCUACAUCCUGGUGUGGUGGAGGACGCUACUGCCGUGGACGGACAUCACGGUGCCGCUGCUGCCGUGGACGCACCUGGUGUCCACGGUGAGUCCCUGGGUCGGCUCCACCAUCUACCACCUCUUCAUGAACCACCGCGCCGGGGAGUCCUGUUACAAGUCGCUCCUACACCUAGAUAUGUUCGGCAUAUGGAUCACUCAGAGCUUUGGAGCGCUGACGACGGUAUACGCCUCUGUGUCGUGUCUCACCAGUGCUUGGGUGUGGAGGGUCCUGGCUGUCUACUGCUUCGUCUCCCUGGGUAUCUCUGCAAAAUACGAAAGUGACCCGAUUGACAGUGACCCGAUGGAAAGUGACCCGAUUGACAGUGACCCGAUGGAAAGUGACCCGAUUGACAGUGACCCGAUUGACAGUGGGAUGGCACUCUCGGCGCGCUGUGCCAUGGCUAGGCGACUGUGCUUCUCCUUGGCGGUGGUCAUGCAACUAUUUGUCCUCUACCUCAGGUCGACGCCUCUAGGGGGCGGAGACCCUCAAGCUGUCAUUCACUAUGUCAUGCAGGCUUCCCAUGCACGCAACCCCUGGGAACGGCGAUUCUGCUUCACGCUGCCCUUCCUCAUGCGUGCUGCCUCUGCCACCCUGAGGGUCACCCCCUGGGGCGGUGGCCACCCAGAAGCCUUCAGGCACAUCAUCCUUCAGGAUAUGUUGGCAGUGUUGGGUGGGUUUGUAGGAGCUCUACGUGUACCAGAGAAAUGGGUGCCAGGACGCCUGGACCUGCUGGCCAACUCCCACCACAUCAUGCAUGUGGUGGUGGUUUAUGCUGUGUACCAUCUCCACCAGGGAGCCGUGCUCGAUUUGGUUUGGUUGUCGGGGAACACUACUUGUCAACUGACUGACGCCCAAAGUAUUCUGUAGAGAUUGUGUGAUCUUGUAUCAAAAUGUCAGUCAACCUGCACUCAUCUGCCAUAAAGCCCUCAUGCCAACACCUUCUUGGAUUUGUUACACGUGGUUAUCAUGACAGUACAGCAAGCUCCAAAAUUUUAGACAAGGUGAUGUCCUCAAUGAAACAGUGAGUAUUCCUAACACUAGAUUCUGGUAUUUGUACAGUAUAGUUUCCUCUUUGUUAUACAAUAAUAAUCAAUACCUGAAACAUAUACUGUAUAACAAAUAAAUUUGUUGUGUGCAUAUAAAAAUUUAUGUCAAUUGGGAUUUUUAGGUAAUACCUGUACAGUGAAAGCUUUGGUACGUGGCCAUUUGCUUUGAAAAAUACAUCUACUGUUAGUUGGCAGUCUACCAAAUUUGACUUCUUAUAUACCACUGUUUUGUUAAGAAUAUCAGGAAAACUUGCACCUUUUUAGAAGUGAAGUUUUUUAUUAAACACUUGUACUGUUGGUGGCUUACUGUAUCGUUACUUUUCAUAUAAAAAAAAGGGGUUUCAUAUUCUUGUCAUAACUAUGUUAGUCCAAGGCUGUUUAGUAUUAAGAACCCACAAACCUAUAGUCACUAGUCCUUAAAGAAUCAUUCCUUAGAUCAACAAAAAAUGUACAUAGCAUAGCAAUUUAUCCAGGUGGCUUAAUGAGAUUAUAUCAAGAUUCUGUUUAUGUACUGUACUGUUUAAAGGUAACAUGGCUGCCCAAACAAUCAGCUUUCUGGAUGUAUUGCUGCUGCAGUAUAGGUACCUCACUAAAGUAACUCUAGGGAGUAUUCCUGGAUCUAUCAUGCUUUCAAUACUAAGUCAAGAAUUCACGGUAGCAGUGGUCACAUGUACUUUGUGAUGCAUGCUUUAAGCUGAACAAAAUGCACUCUGAAUAUUUUACUUAUUAUUUAAGGCACACAAUUAAAUAUUAGUAGUAUAACUGUAUACAUUAUCAGGCACAAAACAGCACUCGUUUUGUUAUAUUAUCUUGUGCUUCAACUAUUCUUUGGAGACAGCUUUUUUGAAAUGUGAAUCUUCCUGGAUGUGCAAAACUGCUGUAAUUUCUAGGAAUAUUAACAAACUUUGGAAUUUGUUAUGAGUCUAAUACCAAGUUAAAAAAAUCAUUAUUAGAACCUGCAACUUGAAUGUCUAGAGGGUAUGCAGUUAAUGUCAUCAAAUAAGUUUAAGGCCAUGUUGGUGAUGUGUGUGUGUGUGUGUGUGUGAUGAUGAUACACAACACUGGCAAGUGGAUUUCAGGCUGUAGAACUCGCACGAAUUUGCUGAACUUUAAGUAACAAGAGUUCAUUUAUGUCAUUAGUGUUUAAUGGAUUACAGGUACUUGAUAUUUAAUAAGUUUAAAUUAAUUAAGAAUUGUCUUCUCUACUGUCAGCCUGUUAGAUAUUUGCUGUCGCUAUCAGUGGCAACAUUAUCACCGGCUGGUCUGUUGUUGACACGUACCACUUAUGCCAAAGAUGAUACUGUAAAUAUAUCCUGGUAAAUAUUAUAAUGUGAAGAGAUGUCACAACAAAUUAAGAGGAGACAAGGAACAAAAUACCCCUGUAUUACAAGGCAUCAUUAUAUACUACCAACAAUAAUGAAAAAAGGAGGAGGAGGAGAAUGUAAAGACCAGAGUGUGAUGUUAGGUCAACCAAGCUGAAAAAAUGCCUCGCUGGGAAACAGUGUGGACUUUAGUCACUUUCUUAACAGUGAGCAUUAAACUCUUCAGUUCACAAACUCAUAGAUAAAAUGUUCAAAAGAUAAGGGAUCUUUCAAAUUUGUUUAAAUUUUUGGUUGAUUGUAGUUACUUUUUGCCUUAAGCUGUGAAAAAUUCAAUGCACUGUAAAGGAACUGUAUGCUCUGCCAGUCAACUUUACAUAGAAAUCCACAAGUCACAUAUCACCAACUUGGUGCUCAAUCUCUAUUAACAUGGAAAUCUGAUAAUGCUGCAACUCCUUUGAUGUAUAAGAAAUAACAAUGUUAUAUUAUUGUAGUACAGGGUACUUCAGAGAAUUAAACUGGGAAUGAACUUUAAUCAUUGAGCGUGCAACAAGACAACAUUCCUAAUGUAGUUAGACCAUUUAUUUUUUUUAUUUUUCAUCCUUUGGUAUACAGGUAUAAGUAAACUUUUUAUCUUUGAAGUUAACUCUCCAAGCUCACCUCCCGUGUUGCAUGUUCAUAAACUUUUUUCUCAGAUAAAUGAUAAAAUAGCCUGUUCAUGACUGCUAUGAUCAGGCCUUUUGUUUAUUUAUUUAUUAUUUUGUGUUACAAAUGACAAUGGAAAUAUACUCUUGAAAUUUCAACAAAGUCUUUACAGUUACUGUACUUUGUUCACUCAAUUAUCCUGAGGGAUUUAAACUGCUGUAUGAUGUUUUUAGCUUUGAGCAUUCCAGUGUAAUAUUUAUACUUGUAAUGACCCAUAUCCUGAAACAGGACAUCAAAUUAUUAUUUAUUUUCAGUAAAUUCUAAUUAUUCAUCAAUUGCUGCAUGCAGCUAAAACCUGAUUUAACUACAGGGUAAAAGCAAUACUUGAACAUGCAUAGAAAUAGUGUAUUGAUCAUAAUACAGUUUCAGCAUUGGGGUCCACCUGUACCUAAAUUAUGAUACCUAAUGAGAUUGUCAGAUAUUUUGUCAUCUCGGGUACCAUAGGUUAUCAUUAUAGUGUCAGUAUAAUGAUAGAUAUUUGUUAGAAUAUCAGAUUUCUUCAGGCAGUAAUGCUUUGGGUAUUUUUUCUCAUUAUAGGAUUCAUUCUGUUACAAAAAUUUCUUAACUCUGUCAUCUCAGUUUUUCUUAAUUGACCACUUUUUUCUGAUAAAAUGGUUUACUGAAAAGUUUUAAUUUGGUAUUAAAGCAUUUACUUAAAUGACUUCAAAGCCUGAAUCCAGCUUAAGAUUUCCUAAUAUAUUGUAGUAAAUUUAAUAAUACGACUCACUGGGAAGGAUUUUGCUCAUAAUUAAUUAAUGCCUGACUUGUCCUGUACUGAAGUCAUAUCACUUUAAAACAUCAUGUAAGUUGCUAAGUUGUGUUUGAUCUGAACUCAGUGUAUUCCUUGAAGCAUUUAAUAUUCUCUGUGGCAUUUACAUUAUUUAUGAACAUACUCAGUGUGAAACAUAAUAUUCAAACCUUUAGAUAUUUUCUGCUGGCAGAAAGGACUCAAAGAAUUUUUUUUGUUUUUUAAAGGCCCAAGAAUGUUUUGAUAUUUUUAAUUGAGGUAACACUGCACAUACCGAACAGUCUUUUAUAAGUUUGAGCCCAAGGCCAGGUAGGGUGUUGUGUGUGGUAGACACAGCUUUUCACUUUGAUUUUUGUUCCCAUAACAAGUAACCCUUUCCCCGCUUAGAAGAAUUUUUGCAGAUAGACAACACCAAGGUUGUUUAGGCAUAUAAAUUUAACUUUUAAGGAGAUGUAAUAACUUUCACUGCUUUUUACUGGUGACCCAACAUAGUAUGAUAAUCCUGUGUGCAUUUAAGUAGCCAUGCACCAGGAUGACUCAGUUAAUUUACAGUACAGUACAAGAUUCUUAUAAAUUUGAUGAACCAGUAUCAUUUACAUGUACAUUCUUGAAAGCUAAUUUGCGGAACUUACAACAUUCAUACUAAUAUAGAUUCAAAUUCAACUUGUGAUUGGUACUUACGGUAAUAUUAUUUAAAAUACAAUACUAAUUAUUAAACUUGGUAUGGGAAAGCACAUCUGGUCAUUAGCUUUUGAGGAUGAUAACUGUUGUCUGCACAAAGUUUAAUAAACAACUCGUCAAGAAUAUCAAUAGAUAGGUAGUGAGUUGGCUGGCCUCAGUCCCCCAUAUAAAUCACUUCGCAUGGAAAGAGUAGGGUUACUGUUAUGACUUAACACCUUUUGUCCUCCCCCUCCCCAAUGGUGGUUCAGUGGCAUAUUAUUUGUGGCCUCAAAAUCUUUCUCAGCCUUCACAAUAUUUUAUCAUUAGGAGUAAAGUUUCAAGACCACAAACCUCUUGUUUUUUUUAAAUGAAAAUUGAUUUUGCUUCAGGUUGAUUAAGGAAAUAUUAAGAUCCAAAUGAUGUGAAUUUAUGUUGCCUUUGGCAAAGGCUAUAAAAUGUCAAUUAAAUGAGGGAAAUAAUAGAUCUCAUUCUGUAUUAAUGCUUGAAUGAUAAUAGUAUUCUAAGCAACCAGUUUAAUAAAGUCUCAUUCAUUCUUUUAUGAACUUCACCAAGAUAGUAAUGUAAUAUGGAGAUACUACAUUUAUCCUCUUGACUUUAUAGAACGACCAGACCACAUGCCAGACAGGGUUUAUGCAAGAACAAAUUGUUUCUUGUUGUUCAUAUUCGAGGGGCUUUUAUCGAUCUAUCUUUCCUUAAUCUUCCAUUGCCUAUAUGGAUCACUUCACUUGCUGGGGUCAGCCACUCUUGUGUAGGUCACAAUUAGUAUAAAUGAAAGCAAAACUUAACUGUUCCAUUAGUAUGUUUACAAAACCAGCACAUAUUAUUUUCUUUUAAUAACAAUUGAGCAUUACUGUUAAGGUGUCUUGAGUACUUGACCUUGUGAAAAAGGUUAGUAAUUGGAGUAUUUGGUUUAGGCUUUGCAUUCAUCACUGCAGCUUUGAAUGUGGGCUAUAGGUUAUUGGAUAAUAUAUGUAGAUAAAGCAUCUCAUUAUAGAUAUACGGUACAUCAUUCUAGUCAAUCAAGGGAAUUAUUCACACAAUUGUUUUUUACUUCACUAUAUAUCUGACGAAUUGAGUAAAAUCUUUCAAAAUAAUUCUAAAAGAUAAUGAGUAAAAGUAAUGGCUAUAUUCAUGGUGUUAACUAAAGGCAUAACGACUUUACCAAUUAUGUAUUCUUACAAGCUACAGGUACAGUAUAUUCAGUAAACAGAAAAAACAAGUAAUAUUGCCCUUCAUACUGCCUCCUUUCAGAUAUAAAUGGGGAGCUUAAGCAAGUUUGAAGAAUUUAAUGUCGACUAUUGAAUUUUUUACUACUCAUGAGAGCACUUAUAGAUUACGUAAUAGAUGAUGGGAGGGGAUAUAUGUCAUGAUUUUAUUGCUAGAUCAUGUCUGGGAUGUAAACACCUGUAUAAAAUUGCCUUAUGACUUAUGUUUAGAACAUGCAGCUGGACACUCAUUUACUAAGACUGGUCAUCUAAAUUUAACUUGUCUUCAACUUGGUAAAUUAUCUUUUAAGCUAACAACAAAGAUUACCUUAAUUUCCUUUGAUCUUAAAGACAAAUAUUUUUUUUAGUACGGUAUAUAUAAAUACCUAAAAAAUGGAAAGGGGAAAUAAAUACAAGGGUUUGAAGAGUCAGAGAUUGUAAUUUUAAAAAGUGGUAGAAUAGGGAAAGAGAGAUUCUACAAGAUGGUAUGAUCAUGAGAGAAGGAUGAAGGAAAGUAGGGUAAAUAGUGUGUAGCAGAUAUUUUGGGUAGUGGGAGGCUACCUACACCAUGGGAGGAAAUUGGGGAGCAGGACAUAAACCCUCUUACUGGCCUACAGCACAAGUUGCAUCGCUCAUUUCCCAACAGUUCCUAUGGUCUGUUUACUUGAACUUUGCAACUGAGGCAUAGGGUUAGUUUGUAGCACACAUCCAACAAUGUUCAUAAAUAACUCAUUUUUUUAUUAAACCAAAUAUUUCAAACCUGCCAGCAAGCAGAUGAGAUUUGAGUCAUUGGCUAGCUAGCGGGUGAGAGUUGUCCAGCAGUCGAUAAUUUGAAAGGGUUGACAAAAGAACAAAGGAGAUUACAUGGGGAAAAGAGAGGACAAAAAUGGAUUUGUUGUGAUAGGUUAGCAUGGAGGCUCUUUUGUCAUGGCCUGUCAUUGGGUUGGGGGGGGGAGUGAUGGGGGGCAACCUGGAGGAGUAAGACAUCAUAGCCAAGAUAUACUUUACAUCAGCUGAAUAGGUUGUUUAUUUAUGCAAAACAGUCGAUUGUUGUUUUGAUUGUGAAUCUUGAAGUAUUUUUUCUGGCUGCUACUGAAGCAGUAUGUAUAUCAGUAGAUAGCCAAGUGAAUAUUCUUAAGCUGGCAAAUGUUUUACCAUCCAUGCUAUGAAAACUUGAGUUAUAAAAUUUACUGUAGUAACAUUUAUUAAACUAAUAUGGAAAUCAGAAAAAAGUAGCAUGAAUGAUUCUCCUAAACUAGAAAUGAAAAAUAUUAAGUAACUUGUGCAGUACCAUAUACACAUCACUGUAUAUAAGGUAUUCAACAAAUUGUAUCAGUUUUAGUUUCUGGAGAGAACUACAAAUUAUUAAUUGUUAGACUUUAUUGAGAAUCUCUUCCUCUCAUAAACACAAUACAGUAUUGGCAAUCAAAGUUAUAAUUUCAUAAGACUAAGAAAUCAAACUUGAUAGUAUGGUACUGAGGCAUUGGUAGUGCAACAUCUAAGCUUGGAUUUCAGAAAUGCCUUGUAAGUAAAGUAUUAUUAAUAAGACAAAAAUUUUCCACAUAAAGUAUAUAGUAUACACUUGUGAAGAAAGCUGUCAGGUAAUGUAUCCAGUGCAUUAUGUACACACAAAAAAAAAAAAAACUUUCUGCCCCUUUUCUCAUUCAUGCAAUAUGACUCACUGGACGAACAAUUCUAAUCAUUAUUUGUGAACCCUUGACAAAUGAACCGAAACUGCUGUACAUUGUGUCUAUUUAUAAACACUUUGGACCCAGCAUGGGUAAAUAGUUUUUUUGUGUGUGUACAAAUUCUGAGUGCUUAUGCUUCGCUGCUGUUGUACACCCCCAAGUGGCUACAGACAAAAGAAAAAUCACUUUUAAUAUCAAUUUUGUAUUCAUGGGUUGAGAAUGGUAACAGCUACAUGGCUUUGUUGAAGAUUUCUUCAAAAUAAAACAAAAUUAAUUGUGCAGGUAAUACUUUCAAUGUAUGUGAAGAAAAAUUUUAACAUUGGUAAUGAUUAAACCUUAAUCAAUAUGAAGUAAAAAAAAAUAAUAUUAAUCUUGGAUGCCAGAUUCUUCCAUUUCUUAGUUGGAAAAAGAUCAUAGAAAUGAAUAUCCUUUACUGUAAUUGUUGUAUUAUUGAAAUAUGUUUCACUGCAAAUUUUUUGAGGAGCUGCUCAGUAAUUAAAAUACAAAUAUUAAGAUAGAAUACAGUAUUAUCAAAAAACAUAAUUAGUUUGUGAGAAACCUUAAAAUAUUAAGGCCCUCACACCAUACUGUAACCAGAUAAACAAAUGUGUCGUCAGUCUCUUAGGCUUUCCAGCCUUGAAUAUAUAGGUUUAACAUGGUCGAACAUCUUGGAAUGUUGUUUGCAACUACAUCCUAAUAAACCUGCCAAGUCUGCCUUCAUUUUUUACAUGAAUACAUACUGUAUUGCCAACUUUAGACACUUAAACCCAAUGGAACUUUUGAAUACAAAAUAUCACCAAUUACUGUACUAAUUACUCAGUGCCUGCUUAAUAUAGUAUUUUACCCAUUGAAUUCAUUAUGUAAGAUGCACAAUUCUUGACAAUGUAAGUUAUGUAUCUUCACCUCUGUAUCCAAUCUUUUCCACAGCCACCAUAGUACCCAAGGUUGAACUUUUAGACUCGAUCUACAUUCUGGGAGUUUUAAGUUUGAGCAUACUACUGUACCAGUUAACAGAUAUAACAUGUAAUAUUUUACCAGAAUUAUCAGUUGCUCUACUGUUUAUGGAGUGUAAGUGUAAAACAUUCUUUUAUGUAAAAAUUUUUACUGUCCAUCCAUGCCUGGCAUUCAAAAAAAAAUAUAGAGUUUAGACACAGGACAGCAAUUAUUUCUCCUAUACCCUUUUCAAAUAACGGGUGAAGUGUUCUGAUGCAUCAAUAGUUUGCCUUUUUAUGAUAUAAAACUAGUUUCAUCAGAUGUCUUCUCAUAGAGCUAGGCUUGAUAAUAUAAUUAUAAUUAUAUGUUAUAUACAUUGUUAUUUUUCAGAUAAAUGUAUGCAGGAUAUUGAUAUAGGUUAUAAGGGCACAUUGUUAUAGACAAAAUCGUGUUGGACAGUGCACACUUCCACACAACCUUUAAAUCUUAAUUUUGUUGUCUUUCAUUUAGUUGGUAAAAUAAUCACCACCAGCUUGUGCUUUGUAAUAAAUCACCCAAAAGUUUGCAAUAGCAUUAAUAGUGCGACUGGUCUACAGGAAUCUCUCCAAGUUCAUCUCAAAUAUCAGUCAAUUUCUCUUUUGUCAACAAGUAAAAUGAGUAUUACCUGAGUGUUACAUGAGAACCAAAAUGGCCAGUCACAUCUCAUUUGUUUCGUGUUACUUAUUGUAUCAGCAGGUUAGCACUUGUUUUGUAUAGCAUCAUCAUACACAGUAGCCAGAAAAUGCAAGAUAAGCUGUAAGAAAAGAAGAGGCAAAUAAAGAGAUAAAAUUUA